AUGAGAAAUAUAUUCCUAUAUGUAUCCUUCAUAUUGUACUUUCUUUUAAGUGUGGUUUUAUCGGUAUUAAAAAAUAAAAGAAGCAUCAUAAAAGAGUUUGUAGAAAAUAAUAAUUUUGAAAUUACUUAUCAAAGGCAUAUACCAUUCAGAUUAAAAAGGGAUAAUUUAAUAGACUAUCAAAUUAAAAAGAAUAAAAAAACUUGUAUAAAAAAUAAAAACAAUAUUACCAAAUUUAGUAAAAGACAUAAAAUCACGUUUAAUGAAAAUGCCUUUUUUAUUAAUAAUAGGAAAAUAAAAAAUUAUUCAAACAAUUUUCUCAAAAAAAAAAAUAAAUCAAAAAAAGUAUAUCUUCUAAAUGUGCAAAAUGGAAAAAAGAUCGAACUAUUUUUUAACACUUCGCCAAAUAAAUAUAAUAGUCUGAAAAAAAUUAUUCAUGAAAUUAUAUAUAAAAAAAAAAAUUACUUAUAUAAAAAUAACUUGUCUAUAAAAUAUAAUUUUUUUAAAAAAGAUAGUGUACUUUUAAAUUUUGAAAUAAUUCAAGAUAUUACAAAAAAAUAUAUUAUAGAAACUUCUAAUUAUUAUGUAGACUAUUUUAUAGACAUAUAUAAAAUUAGUCAUUUUGAAAAUAUAUAUAAUAAUCAAGUUGUUAAUUUUAUUUAUUUAUAUAAAAAAUAUGCAAAAAAAAAAUACCAAGAAAAAUUUAAUACUUUCCAUUAUGCCAAUUCAUUUAUUUUAGUUUACCCCCCUCCGAAUCUUUCAGGGCAAUUACAUGCAGGUCAUUAUCAUAAUUUUAUAUAUCAAGAUAUAAUACUUUUAUUUAAUAAGCAUAUACUUUCAAAAUAUGCUAUUCCUAUAUAUGGUGCAGACCAUGGAGGGCUUAGUGCUCAUGAAAUGUUUUGGAAGUUUUUUAUAAAAAGGAGAAGUGUUGAUUAUAUAAAAAAGUCGGAUUAUGUAAUAGAAAUGAAAAAAUGGCAAAAUGAAAUCAAAGAGGAUAUCCUAAGACGGCUACAAAGUAUAAACAUUAUAGUUGAUGAAAACGAAUUUUAUAAUACUAUGGAUGAAAAUAUGAAACAUAUAGUUAGCAAAACAUUUUAUAUUUUAUAUAAAAAUAAACUUAUUUUAAAUAAAAUGUAUCCCGUAUAUUACUGCAGUGAUUUGAAAACUAUUAUUUCACGACAAGAUAUAGAAUUUUAUGAAAAUCCAAAGGAACACAACAAUAAAAAAUAUGUGAUAAAACUUUAUAUAGUUAACAAAGAAGACAUAAAUAUUGAACCCGUUGAAAUAAAUAACGGAAUAAAUAAAGAUAAUGGAAUAGGUGUUCAAUUGGAAAAUAUUUGUUUAAUUCCUAAAACACGAAAUAUUGUAAAAUAUUUAGAAAAUCACCAAAAGUUGAUAUUAAACGAAGAAAAUGUUAUCUAUUUGGAAUUAGAAAGUGAAAAUGAUAUUCAUAACUUAAGUGCUGUUCUAUUUUAUUCGAUAAAUAAAGACAAAUUUGAAAAUAAAUAUGCUUAUAUAUCAUCAAAUAAAAAGCUCGUUCCAAUGAUAUAUUGCAAAAGGAAUUAUGUCUGUCCAAAUGAUGAUUCUAAUCAAAAAAAUGAGAAAAAAAAAGAGCAAAAAAAAAAUAUAUUUGUUCCCGUUUUUUCAUUGGAAAGGCACGACACUAAAGAUGUUGAAAACUUUCAAUGUUUUGACAAAAAUGAAAAAAAUGACAAAAAUGAAACAAACAUAUAUGCCUAUUAUAAGGGGCAUAAAUGCAAAUUAAUACUUUCAGAGCAUUGGUAUAUUAAUUAUAAAAAGUUAAGUAAGAUAUUUUGUGAAAACAAUUUUAACAAAAAGUUUGUAGUAUUUCCUACAAAAUAUAGAAAAUAUUUUUUUGAAAAUAUAACAAGUAAUGAAUGGAUAUUAAAUAGACAAAUUCCAUAUGGACAUAAAAUCCCGAUAUAUAAAUAUGAAUGUAAUGACGAUUCCAACAAAAAAAAUAUAACUAAUAAUAAAUUAGAUGAUGAUAAUGUUUGUGAUUCAAAUUUUGAAUACUAUAUAUAUGGAAAUAAUGUAAAAGAGGCUUAUAAUAAUAUGAUGAAUUCUUCUAUUUUUAAAAAUAAAACUAUUAAAAUUGAAAAAUUAAAACAAAAAGAUGUAUUAGAUAGUUGGUUAUCUUCAGCUUUAUAUUUUAUACAUUGCUUAGAACAAAGCAAAAUAGAUAUUUAUAAAUUAUUAAUGGAAAAAAAAUAUUUAGUCGAUUUAAUAUAUACAGGUAAAGACAUAUUACAUUUAUGGAUUGUUAGAAGUUUUGUUUUAUUUUAUUAUUUAAUAAAAAAUAAUUAUAUAAAAGAUGUUUUACCAAAGAAGUUUAAAAGCAGCCUUGAAAAAAACGAUUAUAAUUUAGCAAAAACGAUAAAAUUCCAUGGAUUAUUAAAAGAUAAUGUAGGAAAAAAAAUAAGCAAAACUGAUGAAAAUGUAAAACAUUAUGAUAAAUAUUUAAAAAAUUUAAAUAUUGAUACAAUACGAUUAUCCUUUUGUUUUAUGCAAAAAGAGGAUACAGAAGAUGUUAUUUUUUCAGAAAAUUAUAUAAAUAAAAGUGAAAAAUUUCUUAGAAAAUUAUGGAAUAUAGCUAAUUUUAUAAAAAUCAAUUGUUCAUAUAAUUUAUAUAACAAAACAAAAAUAAAAUUUAAAUUAAAUAAUAAUGACCAAAUAUACGAUUUUUUAGAGAAAUUAAAAUUUCCUAAAAUAGGUCAUAUAGGAAUACACACUUCAUAUUGUAAUGCAAUUUACAUGUCUAUAAAUAAAUUAAAAUAUUAUGAUACGUUUCAAGCUAUUAACAUAAUUCAUAAUUUUAUUAUGAUAUAUUUUUCAAAGUUUUAUAUUAACUAUUAUUUGUUUAAUUCUACUAACGAAUAUAUGAAAGAAGUUGGGAAUUUUUUAUUAAUUCAUAUUUUUAAUGGAUUGCUUAAAAUUUUAUAUCCUUUUAUUCCACACAUUACUGAAGUGUUAUACCUUCAAAUUUACAGAAAAGAAAAUAUUAAUAUUUCAAAACUCAAACAAAUAGAUGAAAAUAUUUUCCAUCCAUUGUCAUCUAACUAUAAUUUUUUUGAGAAUGAAAAUUUUUUACUAAAAAAAAGUAUAAUAAAUAAUACGCACUUUGACAUAUUCAUAAAAUUGUUUAAUUAUUUUUGUAACUUAAAAAAAAAAAAAUUAUCAGAAAAAAAUAAUUUUAAUAUUUACAUUAAACUUAAUGAUAAAAAUAAUAAUUUCCCAUUAAAUUAUUAUUUUUAUCAAGAAAUUCUAUUUUUUCAUAACCUUUUCGAUAUGAAUAUAUCCCUUUAUUCUAGUAAAACCCCUUUAGCAAAAAAUAAUAAUCAGGAUGAAAAACGAAAACAAGAACAAAAACAAAAACAAACUUUGUUGUAUACCAGCAAAGAUUUUGAUAUCAUAUUUGUACCUGAAUUAUGA
This is a messenger RNA of Plasmodium berghei ANKA, 3450 nucleotides long. Its product is annotated as valine--tRNA ligase, putative. Gene Ontology annotation, cellular component: cytosol. Bases 1 to 3450 code for a protein of 1149 amino acids. Gene Ontology annotation, molecular function: ATP binding; valine-tRNA ligase activity. Gene Ontology annotation, biological process: valyl-tRNA aminoacylation. The record is from RefSeq and is a predicted model, not a curated record. Lineage: Eukaryota; Apicomplexa; Aconoidasida; Haemosporida; Plasmodiidae. The transcript has 2 exons.